ACCUGUAAUUUCUCUUACACUCCUAUAUUCCUUCCAAGUCAUCCAUAUUCUCCUUAAUCCCCCGACGUCACUCUUGAUUUCUUAAUGUAACUCUUAAUUCCAAACACGUAUCAGUUGCUUUUCCAAUAAUAAUCUCCAUUCCCAUGUAUAACGCCUCGAUUGUUCAUAAUCUUACAAUUCCUAUCUCCAAUACAUAAUAGGCAUAUUAGUUUUUCCACCCAAUAGUUUUCCCCUAUGUUAGGCCUUGAUCUUUGAUCUUAGUUCACCACAGUACAUUGAUCUAUCCAUAGACAUAUAUUUCAUAAUGCUAUCCAACUGCUCACGUUCCUCUGUUAAUACAACCUCAGUAACUAUCCAAUCGGUAUAUCCACAAAGAUCCAUUUCCACGAAUGUUCCAGUUGUUCCCCUACCUUGUAAAUACAAGCUCAGUAAUUAUUCUACUGAAGUAACCACGGGAUGCCAGCUCCACUUUGUAUUCACCAAUUUAUCCUGAGAAAUCCACUUCCACUGUAUAAAUCCACCUGCUCUAGCAUAUCCACUCACACCGUAUUUAGCACCUUGUCACGUAAUCUAUGAACAAAAGAUUUUUUUUGUAUUUUAUAUACAAUUAAUGCUAUCAACUGGAUUAAUUUAUAUAUCCUUGCACUUUACAUUUAAUUAUUGUUUUAGUUCGUCACUUGUAAACACACAGCGUGUCUUCCCUUGAACCUACUAGAUAUAGACUCAACAUUUGUGACAUUAUUUUGUUGCCCUAAUUGAUUACAAUUUUACGUCCCGAAACCCAUCGGCCCUAUCCCCACCACGUGUUAUCCAAGUGGGCUCACUCGGACUCCUGGCCUAAAAACUCCUUUAUACUCUUUUUUGCCGAAAUGGACAAAGUCCGAAAGGUAUUCUCCAUAUACAGUCGUCCUCAUAUUGGCAUACUGUUAUGGAUGAUUUAAAUCUGUCCCAUUCCGCGAUGAUAGUUUACAACAUCUGACAUAUCGUGAGAUAUGUCUUAGGCCGAGGAGGACCUUAUGUCCACUCUGAAAUAAAACAGGCUAUCUGCGAUAACGUCCAUGCUUAGUUAUGAAAAAAAACCAGACGAGCGCCUAUGCGUACAAGUGCGUAUUGUAUGUAUUAUGACUUUUGUGACGACACAAGAACGCGAUUACUACGUGCGCGUCUCAAAUCGCCUCGCAACCGCGUUGCAUAAAAGCAAACAGAAAACAACCGAGAUCUCUGUUCUUGUUUAGCGUUUGUUCGUUACACAAGGAUUUCUCUUGGUAGUGCGUUUUCGGAUGCGAUCUAAGAGAUUUUUCUGCGGUAUUCGUCUUGAGACAAUACUUAGUGACAAUGAUAACAGUGCUACGUAUAGCUGAGGAGCUGAUGACGGUGGAUUACCGCAAGUGGUUUUCCAGCGGAUGGUUGCCCCCAUCUGAUCGGUUGUUGAGCCUGGGGCCGGUACGUACCGAUCCACCACCCCUGCUUCCUCCAUUGUGCGAUGAACCGAGGAAGGAGUUAGCCCCGGACCAAUCUGGGCUAUCUAAUGUCCCUAACUUGGUCGAAAGGUUGCAACCAAUGCUAGAAGAUUUUCUUGAAAACUCGGCUGUUCCACUCAAAGAUCAAGGAGAUGCGACAACUGUUGCACCCGUUCCUGGUAGUGACAGUGGAAAUCUCUCUGAUGAGCAAGAAGCGAAACCUCCGUGGACUAGCCUGGCUGAAAGGCCAACAAAUGAUGCAAAAGGUGAGAGUAGGUCCACCCCCCACGAUCAGCCAGUGUUUCAAGGCCAGAAUGCAUCAGGCAAGCUCUCUCUGAUCAACCAUCUGGAGGAUGGUGUCCAGCCCAACCCUGCUACUGAGGUUGGUGAAAACUUCCAAAGAGGUAAUGAUACACAGUCCGAGAACCAGGAAGCCUGUGAUGCUGAUGACAAAGAGUUGAAGGAGGCAUCUCAGCAUCGUAUAGUUCACCUCCCAAAGAAAGCGGAGAGCAGUGAGCAGGAGUCAACUGUAAGAAAUGCAUUUGAAGUCAAGAUGCCACUGCCAUCGCACUUCAGUGAGAAAACAGGAGGGCAUGUGGCAGCCACUACUCCAAAGCCAGCAGAUAACCUUGAAUCCAAGCUGUCGAUUUCAUCUCCAAGAAGAACGCCAUCUUCUUCUGCGGACUCUUCUACGAGCUCGGCCUUAGAGGAGGGGAGGGAGGUAUCAGCGGAUCCAGGGGGUACACAGGGAGAUUUUCAAGGAAACACCGAAACAUUAAGAGAGACCGUGCCUUCUGUUUUACUGUCGUCAUCGAGCGAGAACAAUGAAGACUACCGCGUUGAUGACGAAGAUUUGAAGGAUGAGAAAAACUCCUCAUCGUCUACACAUCGUAGAAAUCAGCUCUCGAGCGGGGAGGAGAGUUCCAAGCAGGAGUCAACCUUAAGAGAGUUCAGGACACCAGCUGAAGCCAAGAUGGCAGCGCCAUCGCAACUCAGGUACUGUGUUCAAUGA
Molecule: messenger RNA, 2472 nt
Organism: Acanthaster planci (crown-of-thorns starfish)
Lineage: Eukaryota; Metazoa; Echinodermata; Asteroidea; Valvatida; Acanthasteridae
Biological process (GO): protein phosphorylation; positive regulation of kinase activity; multicellular organism development
Cellular component (GO): signaling receptor complex; plasma membrane
Molecular function (GO): transmembrane receptor protein tyrosine kinase activity; ATP binding
Source: RefSeq, a predicted model, not a curated record